Sesamum indicum (sesame) is the source of this 1105-nucleotide messenger RNA. RefSeq names its product remorin. NCBI's taxonomy places the organism in Eukaryota, Viridiplantae, Streptophyta, Magnoliopsida, Lamiales, Pedaliaceae. The record is from RefSeq and is a predicted model, not a curated record.
ACUCACAGAUACGCCAAACCCAUCCGCCAUCCUCUGUAGUCUGUACCAAUCAUCUCCAGCUCCCACUUCUCUGUUCAAUUCCGAGCGACACUUACCUUCCUCCAACCAACUCCAAAUAUCUUUCUUCUCUCUCCUUCUCUCUCGCACACCACACCACACCACACCCACUCGAUCAAUCUCUCUCUCUCUCUCCAUCUAUAUAUAUUCUUCUACUAUUCGUAUUGCCCAUUUCCUUCUUCUAGUUCUUUCCUUCUAAACCAAAUAUAGCUAAGUUUUCUGAAGUGAUGGCGGAGGAGGAAGCCAAGAAGGCCGAGCCGGAGCCUUCUCCCGAGGCUCCUCCUGCGGUGGAGGAGCCGGUUGAAACUCCUAAGGACGUGGCUGAGGAGAAAGCCGUCAUUCCGCUGCCUCCUACUGAAGAGAAAGCUGAGGAGUGCAAAGCUCUUGCCGUGGUUGAAAAACCAGAAGCUGCUGAGGAGAAGAAACCUGAGGGCUCUAUAAACAGAGAUGCUGUGCUUGCUCGGGUAGCUACAGAGAAGAGGUUGUCUUUGAUUAAAGCAUGGGAAGAAAGUGAGAAGUCAAAAGCUGAAAACAAGGCUCAGAUGAAAGUAUCUGCUAUCGCAGCUUGGGAGAACAGCAAGAAAGCGAGUCUAGAGGCUGAGCUUAAGAAAAUUGAGGAGCAACUGGAGAAAAAGAAAGCAAAAUAUAUAGAGACAAUGAAGAACAGAGUUGCUCUCAUCCACAAGGCAGCAGAAGAAAAACGAGCGAUAAUUGAAGCCAAACGUGGGGAAGAUCUUCUCAAAGCUGAGGAAAUAGCAGCAAAAUAUCGUGCCACUGGAACUGCUCCAAAAAAGCUGCUCGGCUGUUUCUGAAGCUGACAUUAAAUUUGAAAACUGAAGUUGCAUUUGUACAUUUUGCAUUUGAAUAUCUGUUUAUCUUUCAGAUACACCGUGUGUUGAUUUGGAGUAGAAUUAUGUUUGUUGUUCAUUGUUAUGUGUGAAUAGUGAUAUGUAUUUGUUUAUAGAUAUGGUCUGGAGAAUACUAGCUCCUCUAUUUGUGAAAACAAAGAUUCAAGUUUGCAAGAAAUUUUGUUAUUUUGGUAUCAUUA